CAAAACUCUGUAUAAAAGGGUCGUCUUUGCACCCCAAGAGGACCGGCUGGUUGACUUGCUGCCAUGAUGCACGCCCUGCUCAAACUUCUGCUCCUUCACGUUCUGACAUGUCUCGGACGAAAUGCCCUUGGAGCUAAAAUCAUAAAUGGGAUAAAAGUCCCGGAGAACGCGAUGCCGUAUAUGGUCUCGUUGCAGAGUGCCACUGGUGAUCAUCUCUGUGGAGGAUUCCUCAUCAGAGAAGAUUUUGUGCUCACUGCUGCGCACUGUGACAAAGGGAAACAUGAACGAGUAGUUCUUGGUACCAAUGAUCUCAAGAGGGCUGAUCCUGAAAAAAUAAGAUUCAUUGAGAAGAAAUACACACACCCAGAUUAUAAGAGUUUGGAACUUGGGAAGGAUAUCAUGCUAAUUAAACUGUCACAAAAAGCUCCAAUAAGCAACAGCGUACAAACAAUUCGACUUCCCAGCUCACCGAGGAACCUAGGAGAAAAUGAAAAGUGCCUCGUGGCUGGAUGGGGUAAGACUUACACUCGUGGUCAAGUUGUUCAUGAGCUGAGAGAGGUGAACGUGUCCGUCAUCAACCAGACAGUCUGUGUGGAGAAAUGGAAGGAUUUUCCUCUUCCUGAGAAAGUCAUCUGUGCCGGUGGAUAUAACACCAACUAUGGAUUCUGUCAGGGUGAUUCUGGUGGUCCUUUGGUGUGCAACGGAGAGCCUGUCGGUAUCGUGUCUUACAACUCGGGCGCUAACUGUAACUACAGCAGUAACAGCCCAAACAAACCCAACGUCUACACAGAUGUCUCACAAUACCUUCCCUGGAUCAAUGACACCCUCAGUGGUGAAUGAAAAUCUUGCAGGAUGGAGGUUUUGUUGUGUAACAGAUUGCUCUGUCUGUGUGACUUCAACUUAAAAUAAAGGCUUAUUUCAAAUGCAAUGUUUAUUUCCUUCUAUCACAACCUAAUCAGAAGACAUAAUAUAAGAAUAAUAAGAUUAAUAAAUGAUAAUAAUAGAAUAAGAUUAAAAAGUUUGAAUUAUGCAGAGAAACUCAGUUGUGUGUAAGAACAAAUUUCAUCAAAGUUUGCAGAAUAUUUCUCUAGAAUAACACAUCUUAAGAAAUCUUUCAACACAAACAUGUGGUAACACGCUGAAAAGAGGAAAGUGAAAGACCAUAAUUUUGUAAUAAUUUUCUCUUUGUGGGUAAGGAUGGAUAUAUUACAUACAUACAUUAUCUUGUGGUCUGAUGAGCAUUUAAAAAGAUGGCUUCAAAGAUCAGUUAACCUGAUGUAAUUACAGCUUUAAUG
Acanthopagrus latus (yellowfin seabream) is the source of this 1295-nucleotide messenger RNA. Its product is annotated as duodenase-1-like. NCBI's taxonomy places the organism in Eukaryota, Metazoa, Chordata, Actinopteri, Spariformes, Sparidae. The record is from RefSeq and is a predicted model, not a curated record. Gene Ontology annotation, biological process: proteolysis. Bases 64 to 840 code for a protein of 258 amino acids. The transcript is spliced from 5 exons. Gene Ontology annotation, molecular function: serine-type endopeptidase activity.